CGCCUGGCGCGCGCCGGUCCCCGCGCGGCGAAUGAAUUGUUCUGCAAAUGGAUGGUGCGCGCGGGAGCCCUGCGCCUCCCCCGGGAGCGGUUGAUUCAUUGAGUCCGCGGACUCUUUAAAAAAUUACUAUUGAUCCUAGAAAGACGAGGCUGAGCCAGGAGCGAGGUCCCCGCGCCCUGGACGCCGAGGCUUCGAGCUCGACGCGGGCGACGUCUGCACCGUCCUAGCCCGCUCUGCCCUUCCUGGCCCGGGCUCCCCCUCACCCCCCGACCACCGGGCAGCCGGGAGAAAGGGGUCGCACGCCCGGGUCACUCCCACUGCCCGCCCGAGCCGGACACCUGCGGGCCCAGCCUGGCUCUCACUCCCCUCCCCGAGUCCUGCCCUGGCCCGGACCCCGGCGACGCUGGCAUCUCCUGCCCCGCCUGUUCUCCCGUGUGGCAUCUUUGAGGGUGGUGUUCUCGGGGGAGCAGCUAGACACAUCACUGUGCUGCUGCUUCUCAGGGAUCCGGGCGUUCUUUACCAUUGUCUCCCCUUCUAUUCCGUACCGGAGGCCUUCGCAUUGAGCUACAUCUCCAAUACUGUUUUAUUUUGAGACAGGAACUUAGUAAAUUGCCCAAAUUGGCCUUGAAGUUGUAAUCCUCCUGCUUCAGCUUUUCAGAGUGCUGACUUUACAGGCAUAUGGCACCAGAAUAUUCGAGCAAAAAAGAAUUUAUAGAGAGCGGACCAGAGGAACAGGGGCAUGGGUGGACUCUAGGCCCCUUUGGGUUUAAUCUGGACAUUGCUGGUUCCUGCAGGUACCCCAUCCUUGCCCCCUGGGAAGGCACGCUAGGCUGUGGUGAGUCAGGGCAGAGGAGGCCAGGUACCUGCCUUAGAUUUCAUCCUGUCCUGGUGGUGAGACUAGGAAGAGGGGAACUUGCCAGUGGCACAAGGACCAAGCAGGUUCUGACACAGAAGUGAUGCCCUCUAAGUGUGCCGUUGGAAUUUCCGGGGGCUUUGGGGAUGCGUGGCUUUUGGGGGCCAGGAAGGAGUAGGACACAAGGUCUUGCCCUUCCUUGGUCCUUGCGUUCAGCUGCUGUGCCUGCAAAGGCUGCUGGUGUUCUCCCAGUCAUUUCACUUUUGAGUGGUUGUCAGGAAGUGACUCCAGGGAGGAUGCUAAAGAAAAAGUGGGGAGAAACUGGAAGAAUCCUUCCUCCUGGGUCGAGCCUGCGGCUGGGUGUGGUGCUGAGAGGGGGGCUGUGGACGGUUGUGUGCUCUGCAUUGGUAGCAGCGGCUGCAGCCCAUUUAGCCUUAAUGGUAUCUUAAACCUGCGGGCUGCAGGCAGGAAGGAGGGAUGCCUGCGUGGGGGCUGCGUCCGCCCUGAAAGCAGGCUCUGUGCUUCCCAUCUGUCAGGCUAGGGAGGUGGACAGUUUAGGGUGAGGGACUGUGUUACUCAGGGGCUGGCUGUAAUUCAGUGGCAUUCUCUGAUUAGUUCGUUCAUUGUCUGAGCUGACUUUGGCCGAGAACCCUGAGUUCAGAGAUCUCCUUGAGAGAGGUGUUGGCAUAGGGAUUCGAGACCCUCAUGUGAGCGGGCAGAGAGCACCAGGGAUACAGGUGGCGAUGGGAGCUGAGGAAACACAGAGAAGGGCACAGGUCCUGCACCAUGUCGGUCAGCGUCCAUGAGACCCGCAAGUCGCGGAGCAGCACGGGCUCCAUGAACAUCACCCUCUUCCACAAGGCCUCGCACCCGGACUCUGUGCUGGCCCAGCUCAACACAUUGCGCAAGCAGCGCAUGUUCACCGAUGUCACGCUCUGGGCCGGGGACCGCGCCUUCCCCUGCCACCGUGCCGUGCUGGCUGCCUCCAGUCGCUACUUCGAGGCCAUGUUCAGUCACGGCCUGCGGGAGAGCCGGGAUGACACGGUCAACUUUCAGGACAACCUGCACCCCGAGGUGCUGGAGCUGCUGCUGGACUUUGCCUACUCCUCCCGCAUCGCCAUCAACGAGGAGAAUGCCGAGUCGCUGCUGGAGGCCAGUGACAUGCUGCAGUUCCACGAUGUGCGGGACGCAGCUGCCGAGUUCCUGGAGAAGAACCUGAGUGCAUCCAACUGCCUGGGCAUGAUGCUGCUGUCGGACGCUCACCAGUGUCGCCGGUUGCACCAGUUCUCCUGGCGCAUGUGCCUGGAGCACUUUGAGACGGUGCGGCAGAGCGAGGACUUCAACAGCUUGUCCAAGGACACGCUGCUGGCCCUCAUCUCCAGCGAUGAGCUGGAGACCGAGGACGAGCGGGCUGUCUUCGAGGCUGUCCUGCAGUGGGUAAAGCACGACCUUGAGGGGCGCAGGGCCCACCUGCCCUUGCUCCUGCGCGGCGUGCGACUGGCCCUGUUGCCAUCUGACUGCUUGAAGGAGGUGGUGUCCAGGGAGGCCCUCCUCACCGCCGAUGAGUGCACCCGGCUCAUUGUCGAUGAAGCCCUGCGCUGCAAGGCCAGGAUCCUGCAGAAUGAUGGUGUGGUCACCAGCCUCUGUGCUCGGCCCCGCAAGGCCGGCCACACGCUGCUCAUCCUGGGCGGCCAGACCUUCAUGUGUGACAAGAUCUACCAGGUGGACCGAAAGGCCAAGGAGAUCAUCCCCAAGGCAGACCUGCCCAGUCCCCGGAAGGAGUUCAGCGCCUCAGCCAUCGGCUGCAAGGUCUAUGUGACGGGGGGCAGGGGCUCUGAGAACGGGGUGUCCAAGGAUGUCUGGGUAUACGACACAGGCCAUGAGGAGUGGUCCAAGGCGGCACCCAUGCUGAUCGCCCGCUUUGGGCAUGGCUCUGCCGAGCUGGAGAACUGUCUCUACGUGGUGGGAGGCCACACGUCCCUGGCAGGCGUCUUCCCGGCCUCCCCCUCCAUCUCUCUGAAGCAGGUGGAGAAAUACGACCCCGGGGCAAACAAGUGGACCAUGGUGGCCCCCCUGAGGGAUGGUGUCAGCAAUGCCGCCGUGGUGAGCGCCAAGCUGAAGCUCUUCGUUUUUGGCGGAACCAGUAUCCACCGAGACAUGGCAUCCAAAGUCCAGUGCUAUGACCCCGCUGAGAACUGGUGGACCAUCAUGGCCGAGUGCCCCCAGCCUUGGCGGUACACAGCCGCCGCAGCCCUGGGCAGCCAGAUCUUCAUCAUGGGGGGUGACACGGAGUUCACAGCCGCUUCCGCCUACCGCUUCGACUGUGAGACCAGUCAGUGGACUCGGAUUGGGGACAUGACUGCCAAGCGCAUGUCCUGCCACGCGCUGGCUUCGGGCAACAAACUCUACGUGGUGGGGGGGUACUUUGGGACCCAGAGGUGUAAGACCCUGGACUGCUAUGACCCCACCUCAGACACGUGGAACUGCAUCACCACCGUGCCCUACUCGCUCAUCCCCACGGCCUUCGUCAGCACCUGGAAGCACCUGCCGGCGUGAGGACACCUGCAGAGCCAGCCAGCCGCUGCAUCUCUCCCAGGCCCUCGGCCCGCGCUGACCCAGAGCGUCUGGCUCUGCCUGCCCGGUGGAAGCUCGGCCACCCUGUGACCUCGCCAGCGCUCAAGCCGACUGCUCCAGCUCUGGUGGUGGAUGCCUCAGCUGUCCUGCGCUUUAGACAAGAGGAGCAAAGCUGUGUCCCUCAUCCUGUGCCGGGGUGCCUCUCCAGCUUCACGUGUUGUGCACAGGGCAAGGCUGAGAGGGCCGUGGGCCGCCAGCAGAAGUGGGUUCCGGGCCUCAGGGAGGAACGUGUGCAGAGCCUGAGGUUGCCUGGGUCCUCCAGCACGGGACCAGGGCUGGGGGCAGAGCAGAGGGGUCUGGGUAGGCUAGGCGCAGGAGGGGGGCAUGACUUGGCCCUGGCAUACAGUCUCUGACUCAGGGCUCCCCUGUGGGAGGUCACCUGACAGUCAGGGUCUGGGCCUCAGGGAAGGAAGCAGCAUCUAUCAGACUGAGUACCAAAGGUCAUUGAGGAGAAAACAGGACAGAUUUGGGGGCAACUACACGAAUUAUUAGCCAAUGUACCCAGAGCCCCAAGCCACAGAGCAGGUCUGGAUGCCCAAAGCCCAGCCCAACCUGUAGAGGACCAAGUUCUAGGGUGCUGCAUCAGGUGGGCUGAUGUCCUGCACAGGGACGUGGGCUGGGGCCAGUUGACAGAACUGAACCUCUGGGGAGCGCUCAGAGCCCACCCUGUGGGGCAGUGAUGACCUUGUCUCCUAAGAGCAUCACACUUCGAGCAGCACUGGGGCUCCAUCCUGGAAGACCACACCACGCUCCAGGACAGGGCAGCUCUGAGCUGGGACAGAGGGGCCUUGGAUGGAGUUGUCCUAGAGAGGGGGACAGAGGACAGUGCCCGAAGUCCUCCCUGCUGCCCUGGCCUUUAGCUGGUAGCACUGGCUCCUGCUUUGCUUUGUUUCCAGAGCUCAAAAAGUAAUAGAAGUCCCAAAAGGGUGUCCAAGCAUUUGCCCAUCGCCAUCUCCUCUGGCAUCUUGGGCUUCCUUGUUGAGGUGACCCCAGCAUCCAGGUCACCUUGUGCAUUCACCUGUCAGUCGGUACCUCAUACCUGGGGAGAAGCCCCAGCUCACCCCUCAUUCUUCCUGCCCUCUGAGGGGCUUCUGGGUCCCCUGAAGUGGGUGGAGCUGCCUGCUGGCCCAGCACCAGGGCUGUGGCCUGGGCUGCACUGUUUUACUAGAGAUCCGGGCCCACAGUAUGAACCAGUGACUUCCUUAGCCACCGCUGUCCCUACCCUGGGUUGCUGCUGAUUGCACCAGCCUUGUGGGUGUCUGGUGGGGAGAAGAGAGGCCGGUCCUGGGCCUGGGCCUGCUGAAGGAGCACUGCUGCUGUCACCGCCACCGUGUCCCCGUCAGAGGCUGCCGAGAUGCUGCAGCCCGCAGGAGGCGGCCGCUGCAUGGAUGCUCAGUUGGGAUGAGCACACUUGGCACAACACGAAGGCCUGGCUCUGGUGCUUUCCCCAAGCUGUGCGGCUCUUAGCAGGUUUUCUAAUUUAAUAAAAAGAGUUGAGCAAA
Molecule: messenger RNA, 4989 nt
Organism: Cavia porcellus (domestic guinea pig)
Lineage: Eukaryota; Metazoa; Chordata; Mammalia; Rodentia; Caviidae
Gene: Klhl25
Product: kelch like family member 25
Exons: 3
Coding region: 1640-3409 (589 amino acids)
Molecular function (GO): protein binding
Source: RefSeq, a predicted model, not a curated record